AAUUUAUCUCUGUUGUUCGAUGUGUCAUGAUAAAGAUAGAUUAGGACAAUGCAUAAUUAACCCCAUGGGGUUAGGUGUUAGAUUAAUUUUAAGUCUGUGCUUGUCCACAAUCUUCUCGAAUUCAGUAAACCUUCGGAAAAAAGUUUGAAUGUUUUGUUGAGGUUUUAUCGUCAUACUUUAUUACUGACUUUUCAAGCAAUAAUACUUAGUACAAAUUUUUCUCACAGAUCAUAUACUCGUAGCGAUGCCGAUUGCUCCAAAUACAUAUCGGGGUGUUUCCCAACCAUCAUGUUUAGCCAAAGUAAAGUUUGGAUUUUUAAUGGGGUUCUGUGUUGGUGUAGCAACUGGUGCUAUAUUCGGCGGAUUCAAUUGUUUAAGAUACGGUUUACGUGGACGUGAAUUAAUUCAAACGGUUGGCAAAGGCAUGUUUCAAGGUGGAGGUACAUUUGGCAUGUUUAUGGCUAUAGGAACUGCCAUCCGUUGUUAA
This is a messenger RNA of Schistosoma intercalatum, 487 nucleotides long. The record is from the annotation of a GenBank genome assembly. Lineage: Eukaryota; Metazoa; Platyhelminthes; Trematoda; Strigeidida; Schistosomatidae.